CAGGAGUGGGGUCAAUUUUCCAAUAAUAGUAAUAGUUGCAAAGGUUUUCUCCUUAACAAAGAUGAUGUUGCCACAGGACAAAUAGUCAUGAUCCAUCCCAGAAUAGAGACUGAGAAUGUCACUUUUGGGAAGAAACUACAUCUUCCACCAUCACCACCACUCUCCAGCUGGCAACGUUACUAGAUAUACUGAUUAGGGAAUUCUAGGUGUCACAGUCCAAACUUUCCCAGGCUCUGUCACCAUUCGCUGAUUGUUCAAAUGGAAAUAAGUGAACCCAACUUUGUUGGUUAGUGGCUCCAACAGCCACAAAUGGUAGUCAAAAUAUUGAAACUAACAGAUUGUUUGUCCAUACUUAAACAAAAUCAGAAAUACUGGCUACUUUUUAUGCAUAGCACGGAAAGGAUUUUCCUUCAGAAAUUUUGCAACUAGUACAAUAACAGCCCUUGGCCCCUUCAUGCACUAGAGAAGGGAACACGUACAUUUGCCCCUUCUUUGUAGGUCAGUUUCCCGAUUAAAUAACAUUUUGCCUUUCUUCAAUGUGGGUCAUGCAAAUAGAAGUGUGGGUUUAUGAGUGACAAGGGUCCCCCUGUGGCCUGUUUCUCCAUCUGUGCUGAGCCAGCCCACUUAAGCUCUUUGCCUUGUCUUGCAUAUCUCAAUAUCCAUAUUGCAAUACCUGCCGCCCCUCCUCUCUCAUUCCAGGUCUCUGCUCAGCAGCUCAGACAGCCCGCUUCACAUUACUCCCUCCUCUUUUCCAUUCUCUCUCACCUGCAGCUGUCAAGACCAGCUUUGCAGAGUUGGUGCACAGAGAAGGAAGACAAUGCACUCCUUUACAAACUGAUCCAGGAGAAUCAAUAAAGAUCGCAUCAAGGAAUACAGGACAGGUUUUUCUGUGACAGAGUCAUCAAGCUGGAAGGUACUGGGAGAAGAUGAAUGUGAGUGACCCAGACUGGGAAAACAAUGCCAAAGACUCAGAUGGGGAGGAAGGGUCAAUUUGCAUCGUUGACAUGGCUGCACCCAUCUAUUACUGUAUCCUGUUUGCUGUUGGUCUGCCAGUUAACAUUUUGACUGCCAUCGCACUCUCACGUCUUGCUGCCCGCACCCACAAAUCCUCCUACUGGUACCUCCUGGCCCUCACGGCAUCCGAUAUCCUGACGCAAGUCUUUGUCGUCUUUGCGGGUUUCAUCAUCCAAGCGGCCGUCUUGGGCCGUGAGGUUCCCAGUACCUUCACCCAUGCUGCCAAUGUGCUGCAAUUCACAGCCAACCAUGCCUCCAUCUGGGUGACUGUAUUGCUGACCGUGGACCGUUACGUGGCCCUCUGCCACCCUCUGCAGUACAGGGCUGUCUCCUACCCAGAGCGCACUCGGAAGAUCAUUGCUGUCACAUUUGCAGUGUCUUUGGCUACUGGAAUCCCCUUCUAUUGGUGGCUAGAUGUCUGGCAUGAUGUCUACCCACCCACCACCAUGAACAAGGUCCUGAAGUGGCUCCACUGCUUCAUCAUCUACUUCAUUCCUUGUAGUGUCUUCCUAGUGACCAAUUCAGUGAUCAUUUGCAAGCUCAAGCACUCAGGGAGGCCCAAUCGGCGUCUCAGCAAAACCACAGCAAUUCUUUUGGCCAUCACCACUGUCUUCAUUGUCCUCUGGGCUCCAAGAACAUUUGUCAUUAUCUACCACCUCUACAUGACCUCAGUCAAUCAAGACUGGAGAGUACAUCUGGCCCUAGAUGUUGCCAAUAUGGUGGCCAUGCUCAACACCUCCCUCAACUUCUUUCUGUAUUGUUUUGUCAGCAAGACCUUCAGGCGCACUGUUCGAGAGGUACUGCUAUCCUACAGGCUACAAUGCACCCAACUACCGAGGAAGAAUAGUUUCUUGGAUCCAUCCUUGAAGCCAUUGGGGCUAUUGGGUAGAACUUCAGUCUAGGGAGACAUAACAACCUUGUGCAACUGGAUUCAAUUUUAUGAGAAGAUCCCACUGGCCAGUAAAUCAUUGACUUUCUGGAAAAGACUAGCUUGGCAUCAUAGUCAGCUACAUGAUGCAGCAACACUGGAAAAUUUCCUGGUUUUGUCUGUGUGUAUUCAUGGCUAUCUAUUUGUGUAUAUUUGUGUAUGUGUGUAUCUGUAUGCAUGUACUUGGCAGAGCUUGGGAAAGUUAGUUUUUUACUACAGCUCCCAGAAUCUCCUGAAAAAUCAAGUUGUAGGAUUCAGAAAACUCAGUUACAUACCCUGCUCUAUUUUCAGUCUCUUUUGUGUAGGAAGUGUAUGAGAGAGAGAAAAAUAAACUUGGCGGGGUAUAGGUUACAUUUGCAAAGUGGAAGUAGUCCACAAAGUGCUUGUAUCUGCAAUGGAGGUGAGAAAUCUGGAAUAUCCUACAAAGUGGGACAGAGAAUGCUACUGCUUGCCACCAUCCUCCCAUAACCAGAGUUAAAAGGAGGAAGUAACAAAGGUAACAUUCUCUCCGCCAAUGUGCCAGGAGUCUACAAAUGACUGCCUCUCCACUGAAUCAGUAAUCUCAUAUGGGCCCCACCCCAGGUUACCUCUAGCCAAACUGCCAGUUUCACCUACCUCAAAGGGCUGGUGUAGAUGGCAUGAAGUGCAUUAAGUAAGAUCCAUGUUGUCCAGAGCUCUUUGGAAGACAGAAGAUAAAUAAUAGAUAACAUAUAAAUUAAAUAAGAAUGUGUCUUCAUCCUGGAAGACACCCAAAUGAUCAGCCUUCUGUCUCUGUUGAGGAGAAGGAGGAGUGAUUCAUCCCCCUCUUGCUCUGAAUCUUGAAAAUAUCAUGGCUGACAUGGUUGAGUUGAGCUGUCUUUCAGAGGCUCUGUCAGACUCAGCCUGCUCCCUCCACCAAGAGCAUCCAAGCCCUAACAAGGGGAGGUGCUGGUGUUCUUUGCACUGAUCACACAUGGCAUUCUUUUGUAUGUGAUACAAAAGCAAAACUUCACAAAUAAACUAUGAGUUUGUGAUCAAAUAUCUUUGAGUGUAUGUUUCUGAAACAAACAGGGUUGUUUGUUGGGAUGGGAUGGGGGACUGUAGAGAUGAAAUUGAAUGUCCCACGGCUGUAUUCCUAAUGAACAGAAGCAUGGUUUCUGAAAGUGAAGGUACAAGGAAAUCCUGAAGAAGUGAAAUACUCAGAAAAAAGGCAAGAAGAGCUGGUUCCCAUGUUGGUAG
Molecule: messenger RNA, 3160 nt
Organism: Anolis carolinensis (green anole)
Lineage: Eukaryota; Metazoa; Chordata; Lepidosauria; Squamata; Anolidae
Gene: gpr142
Product: G protein-coupled receptor 142
Exons: 3
Coding region: 927-1916 (329 amino acids)
Biological process (GO): G protein-coupled receptor signaling pathway
Cellular component (GO): plasma membrane
Molecular function (GO): G protein-coupled receptor activity
Source: RefSeq, a predicted model, not a curated record